Molecule: messenger RNA, 699 nt
Organism: Aureobasidium pullulans EXF-150
Lineage: Eukaryota; Fungi; Ascomycota; Dothideomycetes; Dothideales; Saccotheciaceae
Product: DUF1754-domain-containing protein
Exons: 1
Coding region: 131-589 (152 amino acids)
Cellular component (GO): nucleolus
Source: RefSeq, a predicted model, not a curated record
GAUUCUCAGUCCGUUACUGUCUGCCUCUGUUCCUCUUGUGAUAGUGCCUGGCAAAGCGGUUGUCGCAAGCUGCCCGUCAGCCAAAGCAUCUCCGCCAUCAUCUUCAAACCUUCCUUCCUGUACGCCAGUCAUGCCCUCAUCCGAAUACACGUCCGCAGGCGGCGGACUCAAACUCAAGGGCGCCAAAAAUGCCGGUAUAGACAAGAAGCGCAAGAAGAAGUCGUCGUCCAAAUCCACCGCCGUCGCCGCAGCUUCAUCAGCUUCCAAAGAAGCAACUCCCGCCAAAGACACGGCAACCGACCCAGAGAACACCACCGACCUUGAGCAGAGGGAGAAGAACAAGGAGGAGAGUUUGAUUUCUGAUGAUGGCAAGACGGAGUAUGAAAGACGACAUGAAGAGACAAGGCGGAAGCGCGUAAGUGCCCGACUGCUACUGCUGGUCGCGAUAGAGAUGCUGACGAGAGUACAGCUUGAGGAGCGCUUGAUGCGCGAAGGUGUCAAGACUCACAAGGAACGUGUAGAAGAGUUGAACAAGUACCUGUCGACUCUCAGCGAGCACCACGACAUGCCUCGCAUCGGUCCUGGAUAACACUUUCCCUCCGUCUGCUGGCGCCUCUGCCAGCCCACUCAUCUCCGGUCGAAGGGUCUUUCCAACGACCACGGCACGCCGAUCCGCAACCUGCUCAUCGAGCUACAUCU